AUGCGGCAACGGACAGGAGCACACCGCCUCUGUCCUCUGAUAUCACCAAGCCAGCGCGCGCCUCCUCGUCUCCACGCACCAAGAAGCAGAGCAUCCCCAAUGGCGCGUUGGGCUGCCGUGUGCGCCGUCGCCGUGGCCCUGGCGCUGCUGGCGGCGUCGUCGGCGGCCGCGUGGCUGCACGAGGAGUUCACCACGGAGGGCAACGUGCGGGCCGGCUACGACGCGCGGGGGCAGCAGGUGGCGUCGAUCGUCCUCGACCGGCAGUCGGGCGGCGCCUUCCGCUCCCGUCGCAGCUACCUCUAUGGCCAGUUCAGCGUCCAGAUCAAGCUCGUCCCCGGCAACUCCGCCGGCACCGUCGCCUCCUUCUACCUCUCGUCGGGCGACGGCCCCGGGCACGACGAGAUCGACAUGGAGUUCAUGGGCAACAGCACCGGCCAGCCGGUGGCGCUCAACACCAACGUGUGGGCCAACGGCGACGGCAAGAAGGAGCAGCAGUUCUACCUGUGGUUCGACCCGGCCGCCGACUACCACACCUACACCAUCAUCUGGAACGACCGAAACAUCAUCUUCAAGGUGGACGACCUCGUCCUCCGCUGCUUCACCCGCCACGCCGACCUGCCCUACCCGGGCGCCAAGCCCAUGUCGGUGCACGCCACGCUCUGGGACGGCAGCUACUGGGCGACGCAGCGGGGCAAGGUGAAGGUGGACUGGUCCGCCGCGCCCUUCGUCGUCUCCUACCGCGGCUACCUCGCCGACGCCUGCGCGCCCGCCGGCGCCGGCCGCCCGCUCGCCUGCCCCGCCGGCACCGGCCGCUGGAUGCGGCGCCGGCCCAGCGCCGCCGAGCGGGGCACCGUCGCCUGGGCCAAGAAGAAUUACAUGCGCUACAACUACUGCGACGACGGGUGGCGGUUCCCCAAGGGGUUCCCCGCCGAGUGCUCCCGCAGCUGA
Messenger RNA from Triticum turgidum subsp. durum (durum wheat), 948 nucleotides. NCBI's taxonomy places the organism in Eukaryota, Viridiplantae, Streptophyta, Magnoliopsida, Poales, Poaceae. The record is from the annotation of a GenBank genome assembly.